AUGGUCGACUACUCUAAGAAGACGGUGGUUGAGCUGAUAGAGAUCCUUAAAUCGCGGAGCCUGCCACAUUCAGGAAAGAAGGCAGAUCUUAUUGCCAGGCUGAACGAAGCAGACAAAGCAGCUCAAGAAAAUGAAACCGAGAAUGCGCCUCCAGUAGAAACGUCCACCACGCAGCCUGCCCCAGCGCCAGAACCCACCACGGCCGCAGUGCCAGAACCUACAUCUGAGGAACCUGCAGUCGCGGAACCCGCAGCAGUAACUGAAAGUGUCGAUGAGAAAGACUCUCCGUCCGCAAAUACCGACACAGCACUAGCCAAUUCUACUUCCUACGCCCUGAACCUACCGCAAUCAGAUCUUGACUCCGAGAUGGCCAAGCGCAAGGCUCGUGCUGAGAGAUUCGGUACCAGCGCAGCCCCUACAAAUGGUGAAACAGGAGCAGACACCGCAGAUGGUGAGGCUCAGAGAGCUCUGGAACGCGCGCGACGCUUUGGAACUGGUCAGACGGCUGUGGGAAAGUUGGACGAAGCCUUACCUGAAGAGCGCGAGCGUGGUUCGAGGAAACGAGGCAGGACUGAAGAGAGCGGCACCAUGGACGAUCCUGGUCUGCGAAAGAGCUUUGGGGGCCGAGGAGGCCGAGGAGGAGGAGGCCGUGGUGGAAGAUUCCGAGGAAGAGGUGGAAGGGACAACUCACGACGGAGACCGGGAGAGAAGCCUUCUGGGAUUCCUAAGCAAUCAGGCGUGUUUUCUACGGAUGCGGACCGUGCUGCCGCCGAGGCGAGGAAAAAGAAGUUCGCAACAGCGUCUUGA
Messenger RNA from Fonsecaea pedrosoi CBS 271.37, 807 nucleotides. RefSeq lists its product as uncharacterized. Bases 1 to 807 code for a protein of 268 amino acids. Gene Ontology annotation, cellular component: nucleus. Lineage: Eukaryota; Fungi; Ascomycota; Eurotiomycetes; Chaetothyriales; Herpotrichiellaceae. The transcript has 2 exons. Gene Ontology annotation, biological process: poly(A)+ mRNA export from nucleus. The record is from RefSeq and is a predicted model, not a curated record.